Molecule: messenger RNA, 4953 nt
Organism: Daktulosphaira vitifoliae (grape phylloxera)
Lineage: Eukaryota; Metazoa; Arthropoda; Insecta; Hemiptera; Phylloxeridae
Product: neuroligin-4, Y-linked-like
Exons: 10
Coding region: 649-3435 (928 amino acids)
Biological process (GO): postsynaptic membrane assembly; chemical synaptic transmission; synaptic vesicle endocytosis
Cellular component (GO): postsynaptic membrane; synapse; cell surface
Molecular function (GO): neurexin family protein binding; signaling receptor activity
Source: RefSeq, a predicted model, not a curated record
AGUGGACCGUUUUCAGUGGUAAGUGCGGUCGCAAAGCGUUCGAUUGCGGUACGUUUUCGAUGCGAUCCGGUCGUCAGUAUUCGCGUAGAUAAUUAAAUUUAUUUCUCUACAAGGAUACGUAUUUGUGAAAAAAUUUAGUAACUAAUUUAGUUUAGUUGAACAUUUUAAAGUGUGUGAUUUUUUUUUUUUGUACUUAAACUAAAGUAUUGUGUCUAAAAUAUUUCAAAAUAUUUGAGAUCAUUCAUAAUUUACUGGUAAGUAAUUUUGUACUAUGUUAAGUACACUUGGUAGUGUAAAUACUGUGUAUUUUCAAUGAAUCCAAUUGACUUGUUUUAUGAAAAUCAGAUCAUAGGCAUAAGGUUCGAAUUACUACCGUCGUCAUUUGUUGUGGACAAGUAUUGAAAGUGCAAUAAACUCGAGGCGGGCGAGCACUACGAUGCUCCACCACCGACGUGGUCGCGGUAAUCGUGGACGCGGUGUGUGGUCCGACGUUAUUAACAAUCGUCCUUUUUGUGGCUGCGACGACGUGCUGAAAACGGCAGUGUCAGUGACGAGUGCUCCGGCGUUGGCCGACAAAGUUCUGUGGUCGUCCGCUGAAUGAACAACGAAAAGCUUUAUCCCGGCCGACAACUGUAACCGCACCGGCCAAUGAUCGUCGCCGUGUUAGUGGCCGCACUAUGGUUGACGGUGAACGGACAUGGUGGCGGAGCAUCGGGCGCGACGCUCACUCGUAUUGUACAAACACGGUACGGUAAACUUCAAGGCGUCGUGACCACUGUAAACGUUAUGUCCAGACGAACGUCCACGAACGCGGCGUCUCCCGGAAACGAUCCGGACGACGGUUCUUCGUUUUUGGACACGUUCCUCGGUGUACCUUACGCUACACCACCUGUCGGGUCCAAUCGGUUCGGUCCCACCCGUACGCCGUCUCCGUGGGACGGAGUUCGUCUGGCCGACGCGUUCGGCGCCGUUUGUCCCCAACGUUUACCCGAUAUAUCCAACGAAACGGCCGCUCUACAACGUAUGCCCGUCGGUCGGUUUGUUUACCUGAAAAAGCUGCUGCCUUACUUGCAAAAUCAGAGUGAGGACUGUUUGUACCUGAACAUCUACGCGCCGUCACAAGGUAGUCGAAUCGUUCGCAAAUAUCCAGUGUUAGUGUUUAUCCAUGGCGAGUCAUAUGAAUGGAACUCUGGAAACUCAUAUGAUGGCCGCGUUCUUGCAAGUGUCGCAGAUCUAGUCGUUAUCACAUUAAACUAUAGACUAGGAGUUCUAGGGUUUUUAAACGCUAAUGGGUCUCCUAAUUUGAGAGGUCGUGUAUCUAACUAUGGUUUAAUGGACCAAAUAGCAGCACUACAUUGGGUGCAACAGAAUAUUGCUCUUUUUGGAGGUGAUCCAGAAAAUGUUUCAUUAAUGGGCCACGGACCUGGUGCUGCUUGUAUAAACUUUCUGAUGAUAUCUCCUACCGUCGUUACAGGUUUAUUUCACCGAGCUAUUUUGUUGUCUGGUUCUGCUUUAAGCAGUUGGGCUUUAGUUGAAGAUCCUGUAUCGUACGCCACUCAACUAGCCAAACAAGUAAAUUGUUCCUUUGAUGGGUCUGACAAUAAUCCUGAACCGAUUGUCGACUGUUUGCGGGAUAUUUCUUUAGAUCAGCUCAUGUCAGCAGCUAUAGCCUUACCAACUUAUCUUAGUGCGUUUGGACCUAGUGUUGAUGGAGUAGUCAUCAAAAGCAACUAUCAAGAAAAUGUUAUUACUAAUCUACUGCCCGAAUUUGAUGGAUAUAGCAAAUCUAGCGUGCCCUUUGGUGCUAGAUUUCAAAAAUUUGAUUUUGAAAAUGCAUUAAACAAGUAUGAUUUGUUGUUUGGAGUUGUUACUAGUGAAGCACUUUGGAGGUUCAGUUCAAAUGAUAUCCAGGCUGGUUUUGAGGGAGAACGCCGAGACAAAAUACUACGCACGUACGUCAGAAAUGCUUAUAGUUACCAUUUAUCCGAAAUAUUCUUUACUAUUGUAAAUGAGUAUACAGACUGGGAACGGACAGUUCUUCAUCCUAUCAACACAAGAGAUGCUACCAUUGCAGCUUUAAGUGACGCUCAAUAUGUUGCACCGCUGGUACACACUGGUGAUUUGUUGAGCCAAUCUAAGCCAACAAACAAUGAUCCAAAAAAAAGAAAAACCAAAUCGUUUUUUUAUGUGUUUGAUUAUCAAACCAGGGACGGCGAUUUUCCUCAAAGAAUGGGGACAGCCCAUGGCGAGGAAUUACCUUACGUAUUUGGCGCUCCUAUGGUAACCGACAACAUGAACCAUUUUACUAAGAACUAUACAAAAGCAGAAGCAGCUUUAUCGGACGCAAUGGUCGUCUAUUUGGGUAACUUCGCAAGAACAGGAGAUCCUAACGAUCAUGAUGAUAAACCCGAUUCUGGAUCCAAAGAAAGAAACAGAUUUAGAAGCGUCACGUGGGAUGAAUAUGAUCCAGUUCAUCAAAAGUAUUUAGAAAUAAGUAUGAAGCCUAGAAUGAAAAAUCAUUUUCGAGCGCAUCAGUUAUCUGUUUGGUUGCGACUUAUCCCAGAAUUACAUAGAGCUGGAAUGGAAGACGUUGCUCUAAGACAUAAUCUAUUCCGGAAUCACGAUGAUCCUGAACUAUACGAUGGCAUAGUGAGGCCUGAUCCUGUUUCAAGACGACCUUUACAGCACGUUACUGUGAAUCGUUUCACAGCUAACGGAACUGUAGCUGAAGUUGUACAAUCGCUGACAACUACAACGCGACCUCAAUACCCUACGGAAGGUACGACGUGUCUACCUCCUAUUCGAACAAGUGCUUCUAAUUCUUCUUCGACCGAGGAUGCGUUAGCAACGUUAGAAGCAGCUGGUUAUGCGGCUUAUUCCACUGCCUUACACGUGACUAUUGCAUUAGGCGUAUCACUUCUGUUGCUUAAUGCUCUUUUAUUGAUAAUUAUUUGUUACCAAAAAGAUAAGUUCAAGUGUUUGCAACAACAAGGUGACUCCACCGAGCCUGGAAGUGUUGAUUUGCAAAAAAAGUAUAAAAUGGCAGACAAAAAAGACGUGGUAGGUGGACAUCCGGACUCUCCGCCGGAUGCAAUAGCGCUAGAAAUGGAACAGAAGCAUCCGCACCAUGGUCAUCAUCAUCAUCAUCAUCAUCACCAUAUGACUAAUAUAGUGCCGCCAACUAGGGGGAACGACAUGACGUUUCCAAAAGCAGUCAAAUCAUGUGGUAGGGUAAUACAUAUAGACCAACAAGGACCACCUAACGGUUCGGUUCAUGGUAUGGCUAAUACCUUGCCAAAGCCACCACCACCGCCUCGGUCAAUGGUGUCACAAGAAUCGCAACCUUUACUUGUACAGGGUGCAACUUUAAAUCAAAUCCCUAAGAGUGGCACACUAAAAAUGCCUGUGGCAGCAAUGAGCGAGAUGAGAGUCUGACCAAUUUGCAAGACGGCUUGUCCUUAAAAUGUCAUUCCAAACCGUCAUAUUUAUUUGUUUAUCUAAUAAUAAUAUCAAUUACUCGUAUACAAAAAUCAAAUUUUUAUAGAUAGUUGUAAUUAUGGAUUGUAAAAUUUUCGUCAUAUUUUUUUGUAAACAAAUAUUUGAAAAAUAUUUUAAGAUAUUUUUUAAUUCAAAUAAAAUCUGAAAUUACUUUUUAAAAUCACAUUUAACCAACAUCAUGACAAAUUAAAUAUAUUAAAAAUACUGUGAUAUUAUUUAUCUACCAAAAUAUAAUGUUAUUAUUAAAAUAAUAUAACAGUAUCAUUAAAAUCACUUUUUAAUACAUUUUUUUUAUUAUAAAAAUCAAAUUACCAUUAAGAAAUAAAAACAGUGAGUACAUUAAUCCAGUCUACCAAAUACUGUUUGCUUUUUUCUCUGAAUGGAAAAAAAAAUAUUUUGAUAAAUUUCUUAAACACAUAUCUUCUAAAUAUAAAUAUACACAAUUCAUUGAAAUAAAAUAAAAUUCAUAAACAUACUGCGAAACAUAACAUGUAAAUUUUUUUAUUUAUAAUUUAUUAAACACUCUGUUGUGCAUUUUAUAAUCUACAAGUGGAACCAGCUUAAUUUAAAACAAAUAAUACUUAACUCAUUUAAUAAGACUGAAAAAUAGUGUAGUAAAAAACAAUUAUUAGAUCUAUCCCAUAUUACUAUAAGGGUGCAAACCUGCGCUUCAUUCCCAAUUUAUAUUUAAAAAACAUAAUAACUUCCGAAAUAAUGAGUUAAGAGUUGUUUUCGACCUGUCAUUAUCAAUUUUAUAGACUAAUUAAAAAUGUAUGUUGCAGUUUAACAAAAAUUAAGUUUGCACCCUUUUAUAUAGAAUAAGGGAUAUAAUUAAAAAUGAUUUAUCUAUCUAAAAGUGUAUGAAACUAAAACAAUUUUUGUUAUUUUAGAAGAAUAUGAUUGGCUAACGUUGAAAGAAUCACCUUGUAUUAUAAUGCAUAUUUUAUAAUGUAUUAUGCUUGUUAUAAUACUUGUACUCUAAUCAUUUUCUAAAUCACAAAAUUUAUCAAAUUAAAUGUAUUGUGGUGUGCAAACAUCGUAAUUUCAAUUGAAUAAUAACUUGAGCGAUGAAUAGAGAGAGCUUUGAUCUGCUUUAAACCAUUUUCUAAUCCCCAUCAAAGCUAUUUAUAUUCACUCCUAAAAGUUCCAUUUAUACGACUCUACAAACAGAAAAUUGUUGUUGAAGAGUUCCCUUUAAUAAAUCGCACGUGCAACAAAUUAAAGUAGUUAAUACCCAAAACAUUUACUUAAUUUUUUAUCAAAUUAUUAUAAAUAAAAACACUGUACAAUUAUGAAAAUGUUAUGUAUAUAUUUUAUAUUAUAUAAAUCGUUAUAUUAAAUAAAUAAAUAAAAAUGUAUACAACAAAAUUUACUGAAUACUGUUAUUGUAAUAAUGUAAACUGUUGUUUAAUUACCAUUAUGUUUAUGUCAAAUAAAUAUCUAUUGUACAAAUGU